Pseudonaja textilis is the source of this 2190-nucleotide messenger RNA. It is a transcript of the gene UTP4, whose product is annotated as UTP4 small subunit processome component. Gene Ontology annotation, molecular function: protein binding; RNA binding. Lineage: Eukaryota; Metazoa; Chordata; Lepidosauria; Squamata; Elapidae. The record is from RefSeq and is a predicted model, not a curated record. Gene Ontology annotation, biological process: maturation of SSU-rRNA from tricistronic rRNA transcript (SSU-rRNA, 5.8S rRNA, LSU-rRNA). Gene Ontology annotation, cellular component: t-UTP complex; 90S preribosome; small-subunit processome.
ACGUGGAGCCCGGCCGGCCAUGGGCGAGUUCCAGGUGCACCGAGCGCGGCUCUUCGCCUUCGUGCCCUCCGGCGUCCGCUGCCUGGCCGUCCCCGGCGCCCGCCCGCCCCACCGCCGCCUGGCCGCCGCCCGCCUCGACGGCGCCGUGGAGCUCUACGACCUGCAGGCCAACGGCGCCCAGGAGAAGGUGAUCCCGGGCCACGAGGCGCGCGCCCCGGAGGCGCUGUGCUGGGCGGCGGGCGAGCGGCUCUUCGGCGCCGGGCUCGACGGGGCGGUGCUGGAGUACGACCUGCAGAGGCUGCGCGUGAAGGGCUCGCUCGACGCCUUCGGGGGGCCGCUCUGGAGCAUGGCGGCCGACCCCUCCGGCGCCCGGCUGGCGGUGGGCUGCGAGGACGGCUCCGUCAAGCUCUUCCGAGUCGGGGCGGAUGGAAUCCAAUUUGAAAGGCAGCUGGACCGGCAGAAAGAGCGCAUCCUCUCUCUAUCCUGGCAUCCUUCUGGGACCAAGAUCGCAGCUGGCUCCAUCGACUGCAUUUACAUCUUUGACGUCGAAUCUGGGCACACCAGCCAGCGGAUCCUGGUAGAAAGGCGUCUGCAAGGCCCCUCCAGCCAGAAAUGCCUGGUGUGGGGCCUGGCCUUCCUUUCUGAUGGCACUGUGGUCAGCGUGGAUUCGGCUGGAAAAGUGCAGUUCUGGGAUUCGGCGAUGGGCACUCUGCUCUCCAAGCACCCCGUCAGCAAAGCUGCAGUGCUUUCUGUGGCCGUGGCUGAGGCAGAAGACAGUAUGGUGGUUGGCACGUCGGAGGGCACGGUGUAUCAGUUCCAACUGCUGCCAGUGAAGCUGGGCAGCUCUGAGUGCGAGUGGGUGCGGACCAGACCCUUUCGGCAUCAUACUCACGAUGUGCGGACAGUGGCUCACACCGCCACAGCCUUCAUCUCUGGAGGGCUGGAUGGGCAGCUUGUGAUCCGACCCCUGAUGGAGAAGGUGGACUCCAAGUCCUACGAUGCGGCCCUCCGAACUAUCACCUUCCCCCACAGGCGCCUCGUCUCCUGUGCCAGGACAGCCCGGCUCCUCCUCUUCCAGUACCCCCAGCACCUGGAGCUCUGGCGACUUGGCACCACCAACGUCUUCGGAAGGCCUGGCGAGGUCCUGCCAGUGUCCUGCCCCCCCCGGAACCUGCUCCAGCUGAAGGCCAAGGGCCCCGAGCACAUCCGCACCAGCUGCCUCUCCCCGUGUGGCGGCUGGAUUGCCUACUCCACAACUAGCAGGUUCUUCCUGCAUCGGGUUCAGCUCGCCAGUGACCACGUUUCCAUCAACCGAGUUCGCAAGACCCCCAGGCUGGACGGCUCAGCCCACAGCCUUCUUUUUUCUGGCGACGCCACCAGGCUCUUCCUGGCAUCGGAUCGGGGCUGCGUGUAUGUGCUUUCGCUCUCGCAGUCAGGGAUCUGCAGGCAUCUAUACACGCUUCGUCCAAAUUCAGAGAGGUUGGAAGCAGUGCAUCAGCUGGCAGUGAGUGCGGAUGGCAAGUGGUUGUGUGCAGCAGGUGGAGACCGGGAAAUCUGCAUCUAUAACUUGGAAAACACCAAGCUUCACUGCUCUGUGCCAGCCUACGAGUGCCCAGUGACCGCAAUGGCAAUCCAUCCGCUGACCAAUAAUCUCAUCGUGGCGCAUUCGGAUCAGCAGCUGUUUGAGUUCAGCAUCCAGGAGGGAGGCUACACGCCUUGGAGCCGGAAGCUGCAACAGCUGGGCCUGCACAAGGAUUGGCUGGAGCGAGACACGCCCAUCACCCACAUCACCUUCCGCCCCAGGCACUCCUCGCAUGUCUUGCUGCACGACACGUACAUGUUCUGCAUCCUGGACAUGUCGCUGCCACUGCAUGAGGAUGCUGCGGCCUCAAAGACGCUGGAGCCACACGUGAAAACGAUCCAGCGUGGUCGUGGCCGUGCCUUCAAGAUCUGCAAGAAGUUCCAGCCUCUGCUCUUUGUGGAUUUCCUGGAUGACAAUUCUUUGGUGGUGAUGGAGCGGCCGCUGAUGGACAUCAAAGCCCAGUUGCCACCACCCGUCUAUCAGAAGAAGUUUGGGACCUAAUGUGCUGCCCUGCAGGGACCUCCGGGGAUCUUUGCAGAGGCCGUGCUUCAUGGAGGGGCUCCCGGUGCCCUUCCCGUCAGAAGCAGGGGGCUGCGUGGCCGGAGGGG